AUGAAAGUGGUAGCCAUUAUUGCUGGAAUUAUCUUGGUUGUAGCCUGGAUAUUCUACGUUGCUAGUAAUGCGGUUCCAUCAUGGAGUUCACAAUCUUCUCUGGGUAUUACUGAUACAUAUGGCUUAUGGCAAGCUUGUAGAACAUAUUCUACUACAUCAAGCUGCGGUAAUAUCAACUGUCCAGCAUCGAGUAAUGAUAACGGUUACUGUGGUAGAUUAAUGGCUGGAAGAGCUUUUAUGACAUUAGCCUGUAUUUUCUCUGGUAUUGCAGCUAUAUGUCUCCUUGUAUGUGCAUUUGCCGAUGAAAAGAUAAGUCGAAUAUUAACAAUAGCAGGUAAAGUACUUGCUUUUGUAUGUGUGAUUAUGGGUAUCAUCGGAGUUGCUACGGGCGGCAGCGCGCAACAAGUACUUUGGCAAGGUUAUAAUCAACUGAAUUUGACUGCAGGUUUUGGAUUAGGAAUCGUUGCAUUUAUCAUCAAUCUUGUUGGUGCUAUUGUAAGUUUAUUUGUCAAAUAA
This is a messenger RNA of Adineta steineri, 516 nucleotides long. NCBI's taxonomy places the organism in Eukaryota, Metazoa, Rotifera, Eurotatoria, Adinetida, Adinetidae. The record is from the annotation of a GenBank genome assembly.